Messenger RNA from Trichosurus vulpecula (common brushtail), 731 nucleotides. RefSeq names its product golgin subfamily A member 7-like. NCBI's taxonomy places the organism in Eukaryota, Metazoa, Chordata, Mammalia, Diprotodontia, Phalangeridae. The record is from RefSeq and is a predicted model, not a curated record. Gene Ontology annotation, biological process: protein targeting to membrane; peptidyl-L-cysteine S-palmitoylation; Golgi to plasma membrane protein transport. Gene Ontology annotation, cellular component: Golgi stack; palmitoyltransferase complex. The coding region runs from base 1 to 408 and encodes 135 amino acids. The transcript has a single exon.
AUGAGGCCGCAGCCAGUGUCCGGCAAGGUCUUCAUCCAGCGGGACUACAGCAGCGGCACCCUGUGCCAGUUCCAGACCAAGUUCCCCGCCGAGUUGGAGAAUCGGAUUGACCGGCAGCAGUUUGAAGAAACAGUUCGUACCCUAAAUAACCUUUAUGCAGAAGCAGAAAAGCUGGGGGGCCAAUCUUACCUUGAAGGCUGUUUAGCUUGUUUAACGGCAUAUACUAUCUUUUUGUGCAUGGAAACACAUUAUGAGAAGGUUCUGAAGAAAAUCACCAAAUAUAUUCAGGAACAGAAUGAGAAGAUUUACACUCCACAGGGCCUCCUUCUGACAGACCCAAUUGAGAGAGGACUUCGUGUUAUUGAAAUUACCAUUUAUGAAGACAGAGGCAUGAGCAGUGGAAGAUAAACCAUGGAGUCUAAGAGUCCAUCUCAGAAUGGGAUUCUCUUCUGUCCACCGGCCAACUGCAGAGUGUCCCCUACCUCCUCUCCAAGCAUCAUUCCUUUGUAUCUGCUGCCAGAGCCACGGUGCCAUUCUACUCCAAGGACUAACUUUCUAAAAUUCCGCUCCUGGGGUGACAUCUAGUCGCUCAGCAUCCACUUUGUGUCUUUAAACUGUGUAGGACUCUGUAAUCUUUGUAGUUAUUUCUGAGAAAAUAUAAUGAAGCAUUUCACUUUUUUAAUUCAGAACAAUUUAAUAAAAUGAGCUGUGUAAAUCAGCCCAAUCCAAAA